Prosopis cineraria is the source of this 604-nucleotide messenger RNA. RefSeq names its product LRR receptor-like serine/threonine-protein kinase RGI1. Gene Ontology annotation, molecular function: protein binding. The transcript is spliced from 3 exons. Bases 1 to 561 code for a protein of 186 amino acids. NCBI's taxonomy places the organism in Eukaryota, Viridiplantae, Streptophyta, Magnoliopsida, Fabales, Fabaceae. The record is from RefSeq and is a predicted model, not a curated record.
AUGGCAAUUAUAUGUCUAUCGCACACCGAAGAAACAACAUUCCGUGAUGUUGCUGGAGAAGAGGAGAAACAUGCUUUGAUUCAGUACAAAUGGUGGAAUUAUCAUUAUAGCAAUAUUGAUAGCCACCAUAACGACUCGGUCGUCCCCUGUGAAUGGGAGGAGAUAGUUUGCAACGAACUUGGAAGUAUUACUCAGAUUUGGAGACCAAGUAUCCCUCCACAGCAGCCUCGCCUUGUAGAUCUUAACUUCACUGCAUUCCCUAAUCUAGAACGGCUAGGUCUUUAUGGAAUGGGGUUGGUGGGUAGCAUUCCAACUCAAAUUGAAACUCUUCGUAAUCUCACCCAUCUAUACUUCUUUGACAACAAUCUUACUGGCACCAUUCCAACUCAGAUUGGAAGUCUUGGCAGUCUCAUACAUCUAAACUUGUCUUAUAACAAAUUAACUGGUGAGUCGCAAGCCUUCCUUCCACACCUAUUAAUUAACUUCAGUCCUCUGGAAUUGAUGGAUUUGAGUGGAAACAAGGAUUUGGUUAAGCCUUUCUUUCAACUUUGGGUUUUGUAAGCAAUCUCAAGUAUCUAUAUUUGUCCGAUCAAAUUCUUUUGAA